AUGAGCUCUCCAAAUGUUUUGACUCCUUAUAUAAAGUCAUUGUUCCUUGAACAUCCAAAUUUGACACCUAAUGACCUAGCCAUGUGCCUUAGGUUCAUCUUCAAGGGCUUGGUCAAUGACACCCAAAUAGCAGCUUUCCUUACCGCAUUAAGGAUGACCGGUUUAGAUCAUAAGCCUGAGUACAUAGCUGCAGCUGUGAGCACAAUAUUGGAGUUUUCAAACGUGAUUUCUCCAGACCUGGUUGCCCCAGAAGGGUACAUUGAUAUUGUUGGGACUGGAGGAGAUGGACAGAACACAUUCAAUGUUUCCACGUCCGCAGCUAUCGUCGCUGCAGGUAUCGGCUUACCCGUCUGUAAACAUGGUGGUAAGGCGUCUACUUCUACAUCGGGUUCUGGGGAUCUUUUAAAGUGCUUGGGAAUUGAUUUAAUGCAUGUCACUGCUGAGACAGUUCCAGAAAUUGUAAAAAGCUCCAACUUUUGCUUCCUUUUCGCCCCAGCUUUCCACCCAGGAAUGGGUAAAGUUGCUGCCAUUAGAGCUCAGCUCGGUAUACCAACGAUCUUCAACAUCUUAGGACCAUUGAUAAACCCAAUCCCUUUGAAAGCCAAAGUCUUAGGUGUAUACAGUGAGGCACUAGGUGAAGCCUAUGCCGAGGCUACGGCAAAGCUUGAGGCAGAACGUAAGAUUCAUCAGAAAUCUAUUGUUGUCUUUGGGGAAAUUGGAUUGGACGAGGUCUCCCCAAUUGGAUUCACCAAGAUUUGGGUCGUUGAUGAAAAUGCUAAAAUAACCAAGUCCAGAAUUUCACCAUUGGACUUCGGAUUGCCUGAGCAUGAGCUAUCGCUAGUUAAAUCAGGAACCCCAGAAGAAAAUGCCGAGAUCUUGCUUCAUAUUUUGCGUCAAGACAAGCCUGAGUACAGAAUAAAGAAGGUAGGCGCCAACAACCACCCAUUGGUGGACUAUAUAUUGAUGAACACUGCUAUUUUGGCGUUUGCUGCCGGAAAGGCGUCCAACUGGAAGGAAGGUGUGGAACUUGCAAGGGUAUCGAUCGUUUCAGGAAGUGCAUUGAAGGCCUUGGACGGCUUCAAAGAUGCAAUUGAAAAGAGCAAGCAGCAGUAG
This is a messenger RNA of Dujonia railenensis, 1113 nucleotides long. The record is from the annotation of a GenBank genome assembly. NCBI's taxonomy places the organism in Eukaryota, Fungi, Ascomycota, Pichiomycetes, Serinales, Debaryomycetaceae.